CUGUCACUGAGUUGUUUCACUUUUUCUUUAAAAUGUGAAUGAUUGUGCCUGCCUGUUUUUGACAGUGUAUCACUCCCUAAUCCCUAGGAUAAGAUGUAUUGUCAAUCCUUCAGUGCCUUCGGAAAAUAUACAGUGUGAGAGACCUGUCCACACAAUUACGGAGGUGAAAAGAUGGCAGCAUCCAGUAGGAUGACCUCAAAAAAUCUGAACAUGGACCCGCUGGAAAAUGUGGAAGCUGUUACACAGAAACUGAGCAGAGCGAUUGAACUGGGAGACAAGGCAACAGCAAUUCAGUGUGCUGAGAUCCUGGCAGAGAAAUGUGUCCCUGUUACUGUCCAAAUCAAGGAGGCUGCCUUUCCUCAACAUGAAAUCAAAUUAAAAGUUGGGGUUGAAGAUUCACAGUCACAUGGUACAUCCAUCACCAUGAAUGUGUUCCCGUAUAUGACCAUCGCAACGUUGAAGGCAAAGGUCCAUAAUGAUUACAGUUUUCAUCCAAAACUGCAACAGUGGAUCAUCGCUCAUCGGCUGGCAAAGGACAAUGAAACCUUGCACUUCCAUGGCAUUCGAAAGGAUGGAGACAUAGCGUUCAUGUACCUCCUAUCAGGCAAGCAGGCCAACAUCACACAGAGACAGUGUGAACUGGAUCGGAUUCUGCUUCUACAGCAAGCAGCAGAGACAGCUAGUGGUAUGUUCAAUUCAAAACUGAACAGUGAAGAGGCUUUUCUUAAGUUGGAAGCACGGGGUGCCCAAGCACAAUUAAAUGAAGCAAACACUUUGCCAGAGGAACCAGCAAAGAUUGGUUGGGUGUGUUCAGGUUGCACAUACAUUAAUAAACCCACCCGUCCAGGGUGUGAAAUGUGUAGCACAGCCAGACCAGAUGACUACCAAGUCCCUGACAUGUAUCAACCCGAUGAGGAAGAACUCCAGAGGAUGAAGAACGAAGAAGAAAGUUUUAAGCAAUAUGAACAGUCCAAACUGAUAAAGCGACAACAGAAUUACAAACUCUUGUUGGAAACAGAUGAACAAAAUCUAAUAUCGACCGGGGAAGAUUUUGAGUGUCCGAUCUGUUUAAACACCUUGGAGAAUGGUGAAGGAGUGACUCUUCGAGAGUGCUUACAUGCCUUCUGCAAAGAUUGUCUGAAGCAAACGAUCCUGAGCAGCACCGAAGCCGACGUGACGUGUCCAUUCAUGGAUCAACUGUAUUCAUGCGAAAGCAAAAUCCUGGAACGUGAGAUAAAAUGCCUCCUGACGGAGAGUGAAUAUCGCACGUACUUAGACCGAAGUUUAGCAAUUGCUGAGAAUCGAAGUGAGAACAGCUAUCACUGUCAGACCCCAGACUGCAAGGGCUGGUGCAUUUAUGAAGAUGAUGUCAAUGAGUUUCAUUGUCCCCUCUGUAAGAAGAAGAACUGUCUGCUGUGCAAGGCAAUACAUGAAGGAAUGAAUUGCAAGCAGUAUCAGGACGAUCUCAAAAUUCAAGCUGAAAAUAACAAAGCUGCAAAACAGACUGCUGACAUGCUCACGGCAUUGCUUCAGAAAGGGGAAGCCAUGAACUGUCCUAAAUGCAAGAUUGUUGUACAGAAAAAAAGUGGCUGUGAUUGGAUACGCUGCACUAUGUGUAAAACGGAAAUUUGCUGGGUGACAAAGGGACCUCGUUGGGGACCUGCGGGUACGGGUGAUACCAGUGGAGGAUGCCGUUGCCGUGUCAAUGGUAAACCAUGCCAUCCCAACUGCCAGAAUUGCCAUUGAGGAGAUGUAUAGCCAGUUAACGUAGGGUACAGAAAGCCCACAGAAAUAUAAUUGUGACAAUUCCUUCUGAUGUGCACAUUACUGUUGUCUGGGAAAAUAAACCAAUAAUGCUAUCUUCCUAAGAAGUUGGAAUUCAAACCUAUUUCUGCUUCAAGGGAGUGUUGAAUUCCAAUACUUUGGGUAAAAUCACUGUUAUUUAUAGAAGCAUGUUGUCCCUAAAUCAUGGUGGCAGAGCGUAUACGUGAGCAUCCAUGUAUGUAAACAGAUUUCUGCCACACUUCUAGCAAAAGUCACAAAGGGAAUUCCUGGUCCUGUCAAUGGUGAAGAUGAGCAGCCUUCUCUAGGCGCUGUUUCAAUCACACUUGCGUGCAUAGUUGGGGUGUAGAAGGAAGCCAUUCAGCCCAUUGUGUCUGUACCAUCUCCCUGCAACUGUUUUUGAUUCAUAUAAUUAUCCAGUUCCCUGAAAACUACACUUCAAUGUCCAGCUGCCAUACUGUCAGGUCACAUAUACCAUACCCUCAUCACUCACUGUGUAAACAAGAUUUUCUGCACGUCACCUUAUUUGUUUUGUAAACCACCUUAAAGCAGUGUCCUGUAGCUCCUGUCCCUCUGGCAAUGGGCAGUUUUCCCUCCACUGAUCCAUGCAGAUUUUGAACAGUUUUACUUCCUCAAAUCUCCCCUUCUGUGAGGAAAAGAGUCCAGCUUCUCAAAUCUAUUCAUGUGACUGAAAUCUCUUCUUAUCAAUCAGACCCCCUGCUGACUUCAUAUCCUUCCCGCUGCUGGUUCCAUUGUUCCCACAAUACCUUUAGAAAUGUAUCCUUUAUUUCACUUUCCUUUUCUCAUUCUUACUACCAAAAUGCACCACUUCCACUUUUUUUUGCAUUAAACCAUCCACCAGCUUGUCUCUGUGCUCUUGAUGUCUAUUGCCAUACUCCUCAUAGUCCUCAGAACUUACAGGUUUUGUGUCAAUUAAAAAUUGAGGUUUUACCACUUGCACAAGCAAGUCUAGAUUAUUAAUGAAUCAAGAAAAGCAGUGGCCCUAGUACCUAGAACCGUGGGAAACCCACUGUUCUUUUUUAUUCAACCAGAUUUAACUUUGGUAAGUCUGUUAGGUAGCGUUUUAUUAAAUAUCUUCUGGAAGUCCGCAGACAUGACAGCAGUCAUGUUGCACUCAUCAAAAAAAAGGCUCAAACCAUGUUAGUUAAACAUGACUUGCUUUUAACAAAUCAGUGUUGGCAGUUGCCAGGGUUCCAAUUGGAAAUGAGUGGUAGGUAAUCUGCACCAGACAUCAGUUUGCAAUAAAGCAUGUCCUUAACCAUUUAGCCUUGUUUAGACAUUUAAAGAUUGAUUAAUAAAUUAAAAUUACAGUCUAGCAAUGAAUGUAUAAAGUCAAUAAGAAGAAGACAGGUCAGCUCAUUCCUCAGUUUUUGAUCUUGCACAAGCUGAGAGAAUAUUUUAUGAACUGAAUCAACGUGUGCUUUAGCAGCACCCAGUUCUUUCUACUGAGCUAUGCAAUUUUGGGUGGCAUGGUGGCUCAGUGAUUAGUACUGCUACCUCACAGUGCCAGAGACCUGGGUUCAAUUCCAGCCUUGGGUGACUAUCUGUAUGGAGUUUGCAUGUUCUCAGUGUCUGCGCAGGUUUUCUCCCACAGUCCAGAGAUGUGCAUGUUAGGUGAAUUGGCCAUGCUAAAUUGCCCAGUGUCCAGGGAUGUACAGACUAGGUAGAUUAGCCAUGGUAAAUGUAGGGUUACAGGGUUAGGGUGGGAAGUGGGAGGGAUGCCCUUCAGAGGGUUGGUGUGGACUCAAUGGGCUUAAUGACCUGCUUCCACACUAUAGGGAUUCAGUCAUGAAUCUCAGACAAAGGGAGAGUUCGAAGCUGAUAUUUAGCACGUACCUGAGCAUGAUUGUUUUUCAUGAAAAACAAACCUCCUUUACUGUGGACAAAAGCAGUGAUUGCCCUCCCAUCCCACUGCAAGCCUGACAGAAGAGCCAGGGAACACACUGAAAACAUUGUACAGGUGGUGUUUCGCUUGGCUUUCCGAGUUCCUCUCAUGAAGGUAAAACAGGCAAAUGGUUGAAUGUUGUUGAGAAUUCUGAAAUAUAUCCACUUCCUCAAAGCACAAUACAUUUCUAAGAUUGUUACUAGGCAGCUGGAAUACAUUGCUUGUAAUAUCAUAAAUGAUCUCCUGGUGUAACUUUAUUUGGAAGGAUCCUACUCCGUCUGGUAUAGUAGCAGCAGUGAAGAUAUGUGAGCAGAUACUAGAGAUUUAAACAAAUGGACAGUUACUAUAUGUAUAUACGAAUAUGAAAUAAAGGACUAAAAUUUUCUUGAAAUGA
Messenger RNA from Rhincodon typus (whale shark), 4082 nucleotides. RefSeq names its product RanBP-type and C3HC4-type zinc finger containing 1. The record is from RefSeq and is a predicted model, not a curated record. Lineage: Eukaryota; Metazoa; Chordata; Chondrichthyes; Orectolobiformes; Rhincodontidae. Gene Ontology annotation, molecular function: ubiquitin-protein transferase activity; ubiquitin binding. Gene Ontology annotation, biological process: positive regulation of canonical NF-kappaB signal transduction; protein linear polyubiquitination; proteasome-mediated ubiquitin-dependent protein catabolic process. Bases 172 to 1746 code for a protein of 524 amino acids. The transcript has 13 exons. Gene Ontology annotation, cellular component: LUBAC complex.